Paramecium sonneborni is the source of this 387-nucleotide messenger RNA. Lineage: Eukaryota; Ciliophora; Oligohymenophorea; Peniculida; Parameciidae. The record is from the annotation of a GenBank genome assembly.
AUUGGAUCUUUAAUUCCUAAUAGCUAUUAUCCAAAGAAAAGUUAAUAAAUUCCAAAGAUGAGGGAUUACCACACUCAUAAAAACUAAUAAAAUACUAAUACAAUUAAUAAACUAUUGGAUAAAAUUCUGUAAUAUAAUCAUAUAUUGGUUAAUAGAAUUGGAGACUCUAUGAGAGAUUAAUUCUUUUUAGAAUACUGUGAGAAAUGUGGAUCUGGCUGUUAUACUUCAGCAUAUCUUAUAGAAGUCAAAUGCAUUUUAAACAUGAUGAUAAAACUCCAUCAAAGAAUAAAUUUCACAAAAACUAACUUAAGAGUUAAUAAGGGAAUCGGGGCUAAAAGCUCAAAACUUAGUACAAUUAAAUAAGAUGAAAAUUAAAUUAAUUAUUGA